This is a messenger RNA of Exaiptasia diaphana, 909 nucleotides long. Its product is annotated as transcriptional regulator ERG homolog. The record is from RefSeq and is a predicted model, not a curated record. Gene Ontology annotation, cellular component: nucleus. The transcript has 2 exons. The coding region runs from base 17 to 631 and encodes 204 amino acids. Lineage: Eukaryota; Metazoa; Cnidaria; Anthozoa; Actiniaria; Aiptasiidae. Gene Ontology annotation, biological process: cell differentiation; regulation of transcription by RNA polymerase II. Gene Ontology annotation, molecular function: DNA-binding transcription factor activity, RNA polymerase II-specific; sequence-specific DNA binding.
AUAGCACUGAGUAAAAAUGUUUCAGUUUAGGAGCGAAGAAAAGAUAAAAAGGCAUGUAAAGGUCUCAUCUACGGUGAAAAGGGAAACUGGAUCGAUCAAGAAUAGAAGAACGGAGCUUUGGCAUUUUCUUCUCGAGUGUCUGUCAGAUCCUAAUAGCACUGUCAUAUCGUGGGAGGGCAGCUAUGGAGAGUUUCGAAUCCUCGAUCCCGAGGCCCUAGCUAAAAUGUGGGGUGCAAAAAGCGGUAGACCUAAGAUGACCUAUCAAAYCAUGAGCAGAGCGCUAAGGCACUACUACACCAAAGGAAUCUUGUCUAAAGUCAAGGAUAAAAAAUGGUGCUAUUGCUUCAGCCCUGAAGCCCUCAAUCUGGUUGUGGGAGACAAUAUCAUGGAAACAGUGCCUAACACUAUUCCUAUGACUCAGUACAGCCAUCCAAGAGCAGAUCUCUACCAGGCGCUGCCGUAUGGAUUUAGUGAUGCCUAUAUCACAGGUCAUUUCACAAAUUCACGGUCUCUUGAUAUGAUACCCUAUCAGUGUCAGCACGAUUUUCUAUAUUUUAUGGAUAAUCUUAACGCCAUGCCUUUCUCAAGCUCUAGUAUCAGUGGCUUUUCGUCCAACUUACGUGGAUAUUAGUUACUUUACGAUAUGUAAGGAUAUACCAUCAGUAUAGUUUGAAAACGAAAUACUCUAAAUCAAUUAUGUAAAUAGUUUUUCUUAGUUUACUUUGAAGUAUUCGUAAUCAUAUGCAUUGAAAUCAGAAAACGACAACGUAGACUUGAUUAGAGUAAGGUUCAAUUCCUAUAUACAACAAAGGGAUGUCGAACCGUAUUUUAGUUAAUGUAUUAAAGUAUUUACCACGCGUUUCUUUAUUUUGCAGUAUAUCCGAAAAUUAGCUUGUAAUUCAGAAGAGA